CACGUUCCUUCCUGGUAGACCACCACCUACAGUGUGAUAGUGUGGGUACGAAUAGAUAUCGUGGUCGCCAUCGACGAGGACGACGAGCAGCAGUAGCGAUUUGCAGGCAUUGGGGAUAGCGAGACCCGGCGGGCAAGAGGAGGAGACGCAAGCCGGAGUGUGGUAAAGUUCCCACGCCUCAGAUAAUCGAGGGCGGAGCGGCGGGGCACGAAAAGCUUGCCCUUUCCCCCUCAAGACCUCCCGAAAGUUUGCCUCGGUCAGUCAACUUUGUUUAUGAACUUUACUUUUAUUUCUCGCUAAACUGACUGUGCUUCCUCCACCAUGCUUGCUCACACUCUUGCUCACACUGGCCCUGCGUUCUGCGCCGCGAUUGCUGUCCCCAUGCCACGCUUUAGUCACACAGCCCACGCGGCAUGUCCCACGACGCGCACGCUGCUUCAAGCUCUCAGAACACACCCACCAAUGCCUGGACUGAACCUCCCUGGACCGGCUGGAUCGAGACUACCGGCGAUGCCCUUCUGAUCCUCGAAGCUGCCCGUCGCGGCCUCAUCCCUCGUGUCACUCGUCGUCUCGUCGACUCUGAACGCAAGAUGAUCACCUCGGGCUCCGUCUUCGUCUUCGAUGAGGACGAGAGCGGCAUCAAGCGCUGGACAGAUGGUUUCUUCUGGAGUCCUAGUCGCAUCCUCGGCAACUUCUUGCUUUAUCGCGAGACUGAGAAGAGAGGCGCUGGCCAUCGCAGUUCGCGCGCUGACCGGGAACAUAACCCAGACGCCACUGACCCCUCAAAUUACAAUGUCGAAGGCGUCAAGUCCGAGGGGCAAACCCUCAGCAGGCCUCGUAGUGAAGCAUCCCGGUUGGGCAUCGACAGGCAACGCGAACGGAGCCUUGUCGGCAGCUUGACCAACAGUUACAAGUUCAAGCCCGGGGGUAUGAUGAAGAAGACCUUCUCGCUUACCAUUGGCGGUGUCGCUCAACAUCUCAUAUCGUACUACAAGAUUGAAGAUGUCGAGCAAGGCCGCCUUCGAUCCCCUUCAAGCUUACCGGAACUAGCGUCUCUUGAUAUAUCACCAGAGUAUCUUGACAAAACGCAUUUCCGCAACCCACCCAAGGUCGAGAUAGGUGUGGAUGGCAUACCACGAUACCGAGGAGAAGCAGAUGACAUUGAUGGCUCGCCUACACUAAUUCCCGCACCGCUCGCUCCUCAUCCAUAUCACGAAGAGCCAAGCACUUCGAGCAAGCGUGCUAGACGCUAUGACCCGUAUGGUGCGCCAACGCCGAAGCGUACACGAAAACCCAAGACUUCUGCAUCUUCAUCGCAGGACGUGGCUCACAAUGAUCCUUCAACUCAUUCAUACACGGCGACAUCUUAUCACCAUCCUUCGCCUACGUACAGCGAUGCCAGUCUGUCUGCAACUACCUCACCCCAGUAUGCAUCAUAUGGAUAUUACCAGACACAUGGUUACCAUAGUUCCUAUCCUACGCCUUAUCCUGCACCGGCUACUGUUGCAUCACCAAUUCAAACGUCUCCGUCUCCCCCAGCACCUUCUCCCCCAACGCAUACACUUCCACCUCCGGCUCACCCUCCUCCUGUCUACCCAACUUACCCUGCAGAAACAUCUGCUCCUACGCAACCAGCUGGCUAUCCAUACUAUGGAUACCCCACAUAUCCUGCCUGGUCACAACCAUAUGGUACUUAUGUACCACCAUCGCAUGGGCAGCAUACUGGUGACGCCGCAUCGGAUGGACGUCAUGCCUCGGAUGUGGUGGCAGAAGCGGAUCGUGAUGAAGACCGAUCCACUGGUGCUUGAUGGUAAUUCGUCGUUAUUCGCGCUAGGUGUGUUUGACCGCUGUACAUUAGCUUUUUGGUGCUCUACACGUACGUUCAUCCGGGUUUUAUUCUGAGCUUCCGUUUCUACGCGCUAUGUGUUUCCGACUGUGUUUUCUGCGUUCUCCUUGUUUUGGUUCUGAUAGAUACCUUCGCGAUGCCUCCUAUUUCUUUGUGUAUGCAUAUCGCUCCCGCUUUCUCUCGCGCUCUUCCAUUACGACGUCCCAGUACCGCUAUACCUGUCUAGUUCCUACUAUUUGUACUGCCCUUGAUGAUUGCCUGCCCGUGACAGACUUUCUGCUAGUUGUCCGCUGCCCGUGGAUAUAAGAAUACUUGUAUUUUAGCCUUCUUGCCUGCGAGUGUCUAUGAAAUGUUGACAUUGUCGUGCACCGGUUUCCUU
This is a messenger RNA of Somion occarium, 2225 nucleotides long. The record is from the annotation of a GenBank genome assembly. Lineage: Eukaryota; Fungi; Basidiomycota; Agaricomycetes; Polyporales; Cerrenaceae.